This is a messenger RNA of Sorex araneus (European shrew), 2807 nucleotides long. It is a transcript of the gene CSRNP1, whose product is annotated as cysteine and serine rich nuclear protein 1. NCBI's taxonomy places the organism in Eukaryota, Metazoa, Chordata, Mammalia, Eulipotyphla, Soricidae. Bases 208 to 1956 code for a protein of 582 amino acids. Gene Ontology annotation, molecular function: DNA-binding transcription factor activity, RNA polymerase II-specific; sequence-specific DNA binding. The transcript has 5 exons. The record is from RefSeq and is a predicted model, not a curated record. Gene Ontology annotation, cellular component: nucleus. Gene Ontology annotation, biological process: regulation of transcription by RNA polymerase II.
GCGCAGCCAGUCUCCCGCCGCCGCCGCUGCCGGACGCGCAGAGCGUGGGGUGGCAGGGCCCGCGGCGGCCGGCCGAGUGAGCGCAGGGUCGCGGUGCGGGGGCCCGUGCCCCGCCACGACGCGGCUCGUGUUUGCUGCCCUUUCUGAGCGCCCGGAUCGCAGGUACAGGCCCAAGGUCGUCUGCGGCCCCCACUGCGUCCCCGCGCCAUGGCCGGGCUCCUGAAGAGGAAGUUUGACCAGCUGGACGAGGAUUCCUCUUCACUGUGCUCGUCGUCCUCCUCACUGUGCUCCUCUGGUGGACACUCUCGCUCCUGCUCCCCGACCUCCUCCGUCCCCCUGGCCUGGGACUCGGACCAGGAGAGCCCCUGGGAUCAAGUGCCCCUGCCUGUCCGUGACUUCUGCAGCUCCCCAAGUUUUACCCCUCCGUCCAUCCUGAGGCGGGCUUCUCGCAAGCGCCCCGGCCGAGUCGCCUUCGACGGCAUCACCGUCUUCUACUUCGCCCGCUGCCAGGGCUUCACCAGUGUGCCCAGCCGCGGGGGCUGCACCCUGGGUAUGGCCCCUCGCCACAGUGCCUGCCGCCACUUCUCCAUGGCCGAGUUCACGCAGGAGCAAGCCCAGGCCCGGCAGGAGAAGCUCCGCCUCCGCUUGAAGGAGGAGAAGCUGGAGGUGCUGAGGUGGCAGCAGCCCGACGCCGGGACGCCUCUGACGGUGGAGGCCAUUGACGACGCCUCCGUGGAGGAGGACUUGGCCGUGGCCAUGGCCGGUGGCCGGCUGGAGGAGAUGACCUGCCUGAAGCCCUACCCGGCCCGGAAGCGGCGGGCCCUGCUGCGGGCCGCCGGGGUGCGGUGGAUCGACCGGGAGGAGAAGCACGAGCUGCAGGCGCUGCGCCAGUCCCGGGAGGACUGCGGCUGCCGCUGCGACCGGGUCUGUGACCCCCAGACCUGCAGCUGCAGCCUGGCCGGCAUCAAGUGCCAGAUGGACCACACGGCCUUCCCCUGCGGCUGCUGCAAGGAGGGCUGCGAGAACCCCGAGGGCCGGGUGGAGUUCAACCAGGCGCGGGUGCAGACCCACUUCAUCCACACCCUCACCCGCCUGCAGCUGGAGCAGGGGGCCGAGGGCGCCCAGGAGCAGGACGCCCCCGCCCAGGGCGCCCCGGCCAGCCCCGGGGAGCAGGCGCUGGCUCCCCCCACGUUCUCGCUGGCCAAGCCGCCGGGGGGCGGCGAGCUGGGCGACAGCAGCUGCAGCAGUGACAUGACGGCCUCGUCCGCAGCGUCCGGCUCGAGCGAGGCCCUCGGCGGCCCCGGGCACCCGGCCCUGCCCGGCCCUGGCCUCCAGCCCGGCAUGGAUGAUGACAGCCUGGCGCGCAUCCUGAGCUUCAGUGACUCGGACCUGGGUGGGGAGGAGGAUGACGAGGAGGACGACGGGGGAGUGGGGAACCUCGACAACCUCAGCUGCUUCCACCCCGCCGAUUUCUUCGGCACUGGCGACCCCGGGGGCCUGGCCAGCUGGACCCACAGCUACUCGGGCCUUCCCGCGGGCCUCCUGGACGAAAACGCCAACCUCGAUGCCAGCAGUUUCCUCAACAGUGGCCUGGCGUGCUCGGGAGGAGGCGGCCUCCCCGGCCCCUUGGGGCCGCCGGGCACGGACGCCGGCCACAGUAGCUCCGUGGACCUCAGCUUGUCCUCCUGCGACUCCUUGGAGCUGCUGCAGGCCCUGCCGGACUACAGCCUGGGCCCCCACCCCACCGCGCGGAAGGUGACCGACAGCCCUGACCACCUGGAGGCCCACCUCUUCCCCUUGCCCGCCUUCUCCCCGCCCAGCGACACCAGCACCUGCUUCCUGGAGUCCAUCCUGGGCCUGUCGGAGCCGCCGGCCGACACCCUGGCCCCCCUCACGGACAGCCCGCUGCUGGAGGACCCCACCCUUGCACCACUGGUGGAGCCCGUGCCCGUGUGAGAUCAGGGCCCUGUUGCUGUUUUGUUACUUGGGGGGGGGGGGGGCGGUUAUCCCCUCUCUGAAGCCCUUGUGUAAAAUUGGCUUCCCUCUCCUGGCUGAUACGUUUUCAUGCAACACUCGGGAUUGAUAGGAUUUUUUUUUUUUUGUAACUGUACUGCCAGAGGGCGGGGGACUUCCCCUGGUAGCCCCUUACUCCCUCCAUCCCCCCAGCCCGAUCUCUUCCACGCCUAUGGCACCUGCUCCCCUUGCUUCCCUGUGCCCUCCCCCGCCUCCCCCAGCCCCAGACCCCUGGGCGGUGGAAUCCUCUGGACUGUGAAGACUAUAAUUUAUUUCCAUAAUUUAUUUGGAGACUAGGCAGAUUAGCCUCCUCCCCUCCAGCUGGUGGGUAGUGUUGGGGUCAGGGUGGGGCAGAGGUCUCAGAGGCACCUCUCCCUGCAGCCCCUGUGGCUCCUGGCGGGGGGCUUCGGGGAUAUCCGUCAUAGGACGGCUGAGCAGGGCUGAGCCGGCAGGUGGGGCCCCAUGGUGGCAGGGCAGGGACUGGGCCAUCGGGGCCCCUCCUAUGGAGGGCUGCAGGCCCCCCAACCCUGCCCUGUCUGCUCCUGCGGCUCUGGAGCACUGAGCCCCGCCAGGACCCCACCCGGGUCCUUCCUUUGCUGAGACAGGCGUUCUGUGCCCCGACUCCAACCCCGCCCGCUCCCCGGUGCUGGAUGGCUAAUUUAUUUGUGUUUCUGUGUCUGUGCCAAGAAGCCCAGCUCCGGGUCUGCCCCGCCCAGGAGGCUGACCAGGGCCCGGCUGCCUGUGGGCCCACCUGUACCCGAGCUUCCAGGUACCAAUAAAGAGGCUCUUGUGAA